This is a messenger RNA of Trypanosoma conorhini, 1350 nucleotides long. RefSeq lists its product as uncharacterized. The transcript has a single exon. The coding region runs from base 1 to 1350 and encodes 449 amino acids. The record is from RefSeq and is a predicted model, not a curated record. Lineage: Eukaryota; Euglenozoa; Kinetoplastea; Trypanosomatida; Trypanosomatidae.
AUGUCUGAGCAGCGCGAAGAUGCCACGCUGGAGGCUGCGACGAUGCCGCUCACGGCGCAGUGCGUCCGGGCGGUGCGGCAUUUCCACACCCACAUUCUUUUUCUCGAGGAUGCCUUCUUUAGCGCCGACCAGCAGAAGCAGGAGGCGUUUGACGUGGCGCACGCCUUCCUGGCGCCGGUGGACGCGUCGCGCUACCUCGCACCGGAGCAGAUGGAAGGGGCAGAGCAGCGGCUGCAGCGACUUUUACGCUCGUUUGAGGCUGCCUGCCAAGACGACCUCGCAGCGCUCCGAGAGGAAGGGGAUGCGUUGAAGCAGCGUAUGGCCCACACUAUUGCCGUGGCCGAAGAAAAGUGGGGGGCGGCUGAGCGUCGCCGCCAGGAAGAAUUUGUGGAGAUGUCUGUUGCCUGUCAAAAGGAGGUCGCCGCCAUGAACGCCGAGUUGCGGUUGGGUGUACUCAGCUGCCUCCAGGAGGGCCGAAUGAGUGCGGUACUGGAGGAGGCCUUGACGGCGAAGGUGGACGAGCUGCGAGUGCUGCAGGGGCAACUGGAAGAAAUGACGGCGUCACGGAUGAAUGCGUUCACGGAGCACCAACAGCUCCUCCAGGAGGAGCGGGAGCGGCAUCGGGAGCGUUUCUUGGCGCUACAAGAGGAGACUACGAGAACCGUUCACGAGUUAACGCUGGAUCUUGAGCGGCAGCAGCACCAGCACCUGCGAGAGAUUAGGGAGCUGCGGCGGCAACACAUCGCCCAGGUGAAGGACUUGGAGAGACAACUGCACGGCGAGAGGGAGGCACACGCCAGCGAGGUGCAGCGGCACACGGAGGCGAUGGAUCAAUCCCGAGCAGCACUGCGGGAACUGGGGGAGGCGGAACAGCGGCUUGCGCAGGAGCUGCGUGAGCAGCAGUUGCAAGCAGCGGAGUGGCGUCGGCGCUACACUGAGCGGGAUACGCAGGCAAAGUUGGAACGGGUGGAGCAGCAGGCGAUUGCGGAUGAGUUGCGCGUCGAGGAGGCGCAGGCGUUUCGCAAACAGCUGGUGGAUACCGUGCGCCGCCGUGCCGCCUCGCCGUUUGAUCUUGCCAAGUCCACCGGCACACCGCUGCCAGGGCGUAGUGUUCCACACUCCUUUUCCGUGGCUGGGGGGAGCAAAAUGCAGGCCCGUGAGUCAACAGGGGCCACGGAGGGGUCGCUUUCGUCAUCGUCUUCUCCUCAUGGGAGGCGCACAGUCUUAUUAUCUGCAGUUUCGUCUGAAGGCCCUGUUAACCCAUAUGCCACCUUAACGCUUCACAAGCCAACGCCAAGCUACGUCCGGCUCAUGAACUUGUGUGAGCAGGUAAAGAAGCAUGUUGCGUGA